Messenger RNA from Hippoglossus stenolepis (Pacific halibut), 1148 nucleotides. It is a transcript of the gene u2af1, whose product is annotated as U2 small nuclear RNA auxiliary factor 1. NCBI's taxonomy places the organism in Eukaryota, Metazoa, Chordata, Actinopteri, Pleuronectiformes, Pleuronectidae. Gene Ontology annotation, biological process: mRNA splicing, via spliceosome. Gene Ontology annotation, molecular function: pre-mRNA 3'-splice site binding; metal ion binding. The transcript is spliced from 9 exons. The record is from RefSeq and is a predicted model, not a curated record. Gene Ontology annotation, cellular component: spliceosomal complex; U2AF complex. Bases 195 to 971 code for a protein of 258 amino acids.
GCCGCAAGACUUCCGAGAGCAGCCGCGUCCGAUGCAAAGAGGCAACUUAUGCGGGGGAAACUAACACCGCAGACCGAGUGAAAUGUUUCUAACUCACCGGAACGACCUCCAGCUAAACACCACCCGGGACUAAACAGAAGAGUUGAAGCGGAAGUUGGGUCGCUGCCGCCGCUGAGUGAACGCAGGCGGCCAAGAUGGCAGAGUACCUGGCGUCCAUUUUUGGGACAGAGAAAGAUAAGGUCAACUGCUCUUUUUAUUUUAAAAUUGGUGCCUGUCGACAUGGAGACCGCUGCUCCAGAUUGCACAAUAAGCCAACUUUCAGCCAGACAAUUGCCCUCCUGAACAUUUACCGGAACCCCCAAAACAGUGCCCAGUCUGCCGAUGGACUCACCUGUGCCAUCAGUGACAUGGAGAUGCAGGAGCACUAUGACGAGUUUUUUGAGGAGGUCUUCGCAGAGAUGGAAGAAAAAUAUGGAGAAGUGGAGGAGAUGAACGUAUGUGACAACCUCGGGGACCACCUAGUCGGAAAUGUGUACGUAAAGUUCCGUUAUGAAGAGGACGCUGAGAAGGCCGUGAUUGACCUGAAUAACCGGUGGUUUAACGGGCAGCCCAUCCAUGCUGAGCUCUCUCCUGUCACAGACUUCAGAGAAGCUUGCUGUCGCCAGUAUGAAAUGGGGGAAUGUACUCGUGGUGGCUUCUGUAACUUCAUGCACCUGAAGCCCAUCUCACGUGAACUGAGGAGAGAGCUCUACGGGCGCCGGAGGAAGGGCCGUCAUCGGUCUCGUUCCCGAUCAAGAGAGAGACGAUCUCGCUCCAGAGACAGAGGUCGGGGAGGUGGUGUUGGAGGAGGAGGAGGAGGAGGUGGUGGUGGUGGAGGAGGAGGAGGAGGAGCAGGAGCAGGUGGAGGAGGAGGUGGCCGUGACCACGAGAGGCGUCGCUCCAGAGACAGAGAGCGUUCAGGGCGAUUCUGAACCUCCGGCCAUGACUACUUGUCCUUCCCUCUCCGUAUCAGUCUUUUUUUUAAGUUUGUAUCCUCCAAGAUGUAUUCUGGGACUAACAGACAGGUACCCGCUCAUGAAGCUGUGACAGCAUUGACACCCUUGUUUUUUUUCUUGAUUUCACCUGAUUAAAUUGAACAUUUUUACUUA